AUGUUUUUAGCUGGCAGCGACACAUUCUCCUCAACUGUGGAAUGGGCGAUAUCACAACUCAUUAUGCAUCCCCAUGUCAUGAAAAAGUCACAAGCAGAGGUGAGACAGGUUCUCGAUAAAAAAGGAAUGAUCCAUGAAGCGGGACUUCAAGAAUUAUCAUAUCUCAAAGUGGUUGUCAAAGAAAGUCUCAGAUUAUACCCUCCUGCUCCAUUGCUAGUUCGCCAAGGAUUUCAAGAAAGCGUGUUGAUUGCGGGAUACCAGAUACCGAAAAAAUCAAAGAUCAUGAUCAAUGUAACGGCCAUCAGCCAAGAUCCUCGUAACUGGACGGAACCCGAAAGGUUUUAUCCAGACAGGUCUUCCAACAAAACUUUUGAUCACAAAGGCCCAAACUUUGACUACAUACCGUUUGGAGGUGAGAGGAGAAUAUGCCCUGGAAUAUCUUUCGGCUCGAUCGUUGUUGAUUUUCUGUUAGCGAGUCUGCUCUAUCAUUUUGAUUGGAAGCUCCCGAAUGGAAUCAAACCUCAAGACCUUGAUAUGUGCGAAAAAUUCGGCUCAGUGGUCACGAGGCAAAAUCAUUUGCAUCUCAUUCCUAUUGCCUUUACAAACCCUAAAAUGGGCUGUGUAAUUAUCUGCUUCUUGCGGAGGCGUACUAGGACAAGAGUACAUAUAUAUGCAAGCUGA
Messenger RNA from Linum tenue, 681 nucleotides. The record is from the annotation of a GenBank genome assembly. Lineage: Eukaryota; Viridiplantae; Streptophyta; Magnoliopsida; Malpighiales; Linaceae.